Messenger RNA from Physcomitrium patens, 3543 nucleotides. RefSeq names its product putative E3 ubiquitin-protein ligase ARI2. Lineage: Eukaryota; Viridiplantae; Streptophyta; Bryopsida; Funariales; Funariaceae. The record is from RefSeq and is a predicted model, not a curated record. Gene Ontology annotation, biological process: protein ubiquitination. Gene Ontology annotation, molecular function: zinc ion binding; ubiquitin-protein transferase activity.
CCGAAGAGAACACAGACUCCUCUCACUUUAUUAUUUUCCUAUCUAUUUCUCUGUUAUUCACUCUCUAUUGCAAAGGGACUAACGCCCCCCUCCGCCAUCGCCACGCCCUUCUCUUCCCCUUCCCGGCGCUCUUCGUCCCCUCUUGCACCUUUAGGUCUCUUCGUAUGCCUGCUGAUCGCUCCGUCACGCUCUCCCCUCUCGGCGGAACCACGCCGUGCUCGAAUCGGCGUUUUAACGCCGGUGCGAGGUUUGUUAUCAGGAUUGGAGGUGUAUGAGAUCAAUCGGCAAGGAGAUACCUUAUGGAAAUUUUUCCUUUGCAGCAAUUCAACAGAACGUAGUUACUGGAUCAAUCAGGUGGAAUUUUGGCGGUUCCUUAGUGUACGUCAUUGGUUGAUCAUGGGUGACGACAGCAUGGAUUACGACAGUGAUUAUGAAGGCACAGAGUCCGAGGAGGAUUAUUUUGGAGAUGAUGAAGAUUGCUCUGGAUAUGGAGACGACGAGGAGAUUUUGGUUCAAAAUGGAAAAUCAUUUACUAGUCACAAGGUUAUCACAAGGCAGUCCCUUCUCGCGGCACAGAGUGAGGAUCUGAGAAAAGUUAAGGAAAUCUUGGCAUUAAGUUCCCGCCAUGCACGUCUAUUGCUCAUACAUUAUCGGUGGAAUUUAGAGAAUCUGUUGAGUGCCGCUGUGGAGAAGGGUUAUGCUCCAGUUUUCUUAGAAGCUGGUUUACCACCACCUGAGACGGAGUUUGUAGUGCCAGUUGCCGAUGAUCCAAGCGAGCGUGUUGAUUGUGGAACAUGUCUAGAAGACGUGUCAAUGAGUGCAGUCACACGAAUGGAUUGUGGACAUGCCUUUUGCAAUGAAUGUUGGACAAAAUAUUUCAUUAUCAAAAUAAAGGAUGGUCAGAGCCGACGAAUAACGUGUAUGUCGCACCAGUGUGGUGCGAUCUGCGACGAAGACAAAGUACGGGAGCUGGUGGGCUCACAAGAUCCGGAGUCUGUUGAGCGCUAUGAGCGGUUCCUUUUGGAGUCUUACAUUGAAGACAACGCUAAAGUGAAAUGGUGUCCUAGUGUGCCUCAUUGUGGCAAUGCUAUUCGAUUGGAGGGCGAUCCUUUCUGUGAGAUCGAGUGUACAUGUGGGAAGCAAUUCUGCUUCAACUGUAUGGCUGAACCUCACUCUCCGUGCUCUUGCCACAUGUGGGCUUCGUGGGACAAGAAGUGCAAUGAUGAGUCCGAGACAGUAAAUUGGCUCACCGUCCACACUAAACCUUGUCCGAAGUGCCACAAACCAGUGGAGAAAAAUGGUGGUUGUAAUCUUGUCAGCUGUAUUUGCGGCCAGGCCUUCUGUUGGCUAUGUGGAGCAGCAACUGGUCGAGAACACAAUUGGAAUAGCAUCGAGGGGCACAGCUGUGGUCGUUUUAGGGACGAGAAAGCGAGAGAGGCUGCAAAAGCACAACAUGACUUAAAACGAUACAUUCACUACCACUCGCGUUGGAAAGGACACCUGGAUUCUUUAAAGUUAGAACAGAAACAGGAAGAAGCUGUUAAAGAGAAGAUCAUUGGAUUAGAAGAAAGCCAGUGUCAAGUGAAGGAUUACAGCUGGCUUACUGCCGGUAUGCAGAGGCUGUUUCAUGCCCGCCGGGCUCUAUCCUACUCAUUUGCAUUCGCCUACUUCAUGUUUGGAAAUGAUAGUUUCAAGGACGAUAUCUCUGAAGAACAGAAUGCUAUUAAUCAAAAUUUGUUCGAGGAUCAGCAGCAGAAGUUGGAGGAAACUGUGGAGCGCUUGUCUAAGCUCGUGAAGGCGGUGGAGACACCUUUGGAUGAAGAUACUGAUGACAAUUAUGUGCAUGAUAUUCGUCUGCAAGUUAUUAAUUUUACCACUUUGACGGACGGUCUGUGCAGGCGCAUGUAUGAGGUGAUAGAGAAUGAUCUCCUAGGUUCUUUACAGCUUGCCACGCAUCACAUCGCCCCUUACAAGACUGGUGGUGCAGAAAAAGCCUCUGAAAUUUCUGCGGAACCUGAAAUUUCACAUUCUGACGGGACCCAAGUUGUGAAUUCUGAGUUCAGGUCCAAGACAGAUCGUCCAUGUGUUGCAAAUGGAAUUGUAAACUAUGCCGGUUCAGAAAUUGGAGGCAAGCUUGAGGUGGAAGCUUGCUGGGAAACACACAAUACAGAUCAAGUUCUCAAAAGAUCACACUUUGACCCCAGUUCACCAAGAAGCUGCAAACGGCUUGGUAAAGAACUGUCUGUUUCUGGACCAUCAGUAGUGCGAGAAGCAGGAAAGAUUUUCGGGUCAACAUCAAAAACUAUUGAUAAGGAUGCAGUGUUAGAUUCUGUUCCCAGUUCUAGCUUUUCUAUAGCGUUGUGGAAUGGGAUAGGGAGUACAGCUCUUGACAACAGGUAUGUGCCUAGUCAAGAAAGAUCAGUUCCUCUGGACAGGAUGCGCUGGGAAAACAAAAACUUGAAUGUUUCACCCACAGAUGAAUCAACCGACUGGCAAUAUGGGCUUAUAAAUUCUAGGCCUGGAGUUUCCACGUGCUCCAGUAGCUUCGAUUCCCAUGGAGGCAUUCGGGAAUUUAAUAUCAAUCGGAGGCCGUGGCAUGAUAGGUGAUGCUGCGAUAGAAGUGUCACGGAACUAAUGAAAGGGGAGGCUUUUAUUUGAGAAGCUUGGAUGAGAAGGUGUAGUGUUACCUCGAGUUUAGGGUACGCUGAAGCCUUGUUGUUCCGCUACAGCCUCAAUUCUCUUGCGUCAGGGACCAACUUCCUCCCUCAUGUAUUUGAGGACAUAGUUCAUCUUCAGGACCACUUGGAAUGGGGUCGAUGAAGACAUCGUCUCUCGUCCAAGACUGACCAAUCUUGAAAUAAUUGGGUUGCCUCGUUAGUUCUUGUGACUGCGGGCUGCAUGCGCUUGGGCAUCUUUCUGCCUAAAGUGUGAUCACAAAAUGAUAUCUGACUUGUAAAAUACUGGCUUAUUUCGAACCUUCGAGGGUGCAACCAAGUAGCUUAGCUUUUUGCAAUGGUUAUGGGAAAUUAGCUCGUUGAAGUCUAGGCAGAGUGGCUGUACUUGCCAUAUGAUGGGUACUUCGCUGUUUUACCGGUACGUGCUUCCAAAAACUUGCAUCUGGAACCCAACAGUUAUUGCGGUUUUUAUAACCCAACUGUACUCUGCCUAUUUCCAGCAGGCUCCUAGACUUAAUUACCUCGCAAGACCAGGUAAUUUUCCUUGCGACAUGUUUCUCAUGAGGUGUUCUGUCAACCAGCAAAAGGAACGCCAUAGUUUACUCAGAUUUCAAACUUUUCUUUGUGAACUGAUGUGUUGCGACAAAGUGGCUGUACUGUUGACGACAUUCAACGCUCUAUCUGAAGGACUGAAUGCGCUGGGGUGUGCCAACCCACCCGGAUAGAAUUGGAGGAUGAGCGUUUUCUUAUCCCCUGAUUUGGAGUGUCGUUUCUCUAGUCUUGAGUACCACAAAACUAGUUGGUUUAUUUGAUAGUACGCUCGUGUAUUGAUAAUGACAUUCUGUGUACUGUCUAUUCCUGCUGUCUA